UUGGGGGGUUUCCACUUUACCAUCCUUUUAUUUUUACAAUUUUCUUUUCCCCCGCUCCUGAUUUUCCUUCCCUCCAAACACUAUUGCAAAUGUUGCCAUUUCUCCCUCUUGGAGGCAUUGAUUGGUGACGGGCGAUUGAAUUCUUUUUUUAUUUUCUCUCAAAAGAGAAGUUUAAUGGAAUUAAAGAUAAAAAGGGGUUGAUUUUUCUGUCCCGGAGGCUAGCUUUCCCGGGAAAUUUUGCCUCCUUUUUUUAAAUACUCUCUCUCUCAGCUUCCACGGAACUUUUCUUUUUGAUCCAUCGAUCCAAGAGGAAUUUAUGUAGUCGUGGAUGGAUUUAAAAUGUAACGGAAGGAAAAUUUCAUUGGAGGAUCUAAGAUUCAUGAGAGAGAGAGAGAGAGAACUUUUAAUUUAUUUUCAUUGUUUUGUUUAGAUUUUUUUUAAAAAUUUGUUAGGAAAUAAUAAGAUCGCUUGAACUUGAUAUAUGGAGUCUGAAAUAUUUUCACCUCCAAGAGAUUUGGUAAAAUGUUGUGAUUGCGCGUGUCCCACUUGUUCUUUGAUUGGUAAACCUUCAAGUACUUGGUUUCGAUCUGUGAAGCGAAAAUAUGAUGAAUUUGAGACUGGAGAUCGGUUUUAUGUUCCGGGAUUUGAUCUCUAUUCAAAUCCCAAAGUCCAAAUUGAGAAUGAAUGUGCUGCUUUGCGGGAGACUGUUUGCAGCCAACAAGAAAAAAUACAGGAUUUGCAUGCAGAAUUGGAGAAGGAGAGAAAUGCGUCAUCCUCGGCGGCAACCGAGGCGAUGUCGAUGAUAUUGAAGUUGGAGAAGCAGAAGGCAGAGAUCCAAAUGGAGGCAAGCCAAUUCAAGCGUUUCGCAGAGGAGAAAAUGGCACACGAUCAGGAGGAGAUUCAUGUCUUGGAGGAUCUUUUGUACAAGAAAGACCAGUCUGUUCAAUCUCUUACUUGUGAAGCCUUGGCUUACAAGCAUAGGAUGAUGAGUUACGGGCUUACGGAGGCCGAGGCUGAAGGUGACAAGGAUGGAGAGAUUCGGAAUCUGGGUAUGGCUGAGGACUUUGAUGCGCAAGUUGAUCUUCCCGAAUAUGAUUAUCCACAACUCAAGUGCAAUAUGAAUGAGAAUCCUGGUGAUGAUGCUGAAGAUGUUGAGAAAUAUGCAUUCGGAGAGACCCCCCAUGCUCGAGAUCAGUUGAGGAAUUUGGAACAAAGGAUCUUCCAAGUUGAGAGGAGUUCUGGCGGCAGUCAGCUGGAUGGGGGAUGUUCCGGAACAAAGCAUGUUUUCGAGAAGGUGAUUGUCGGUCACUCUCCUAGGCGAACAAGACAUUCGAGAAGGUUUUCGAUCGAUAGUUACAAUUCCUUCUUGGCUAAAGAGACGGCUUCAGAGUUUACCAUCGAUUCUCCCAGGUUUCACAUUGGUUCUCCCAGGUUUAAUGCUAGCCACAAGAAGAUGGAGUUCAUUUCAAGGAUGGAUGAGAUUUCCAGCUCCAAAAGAAUGGAUAAUGCUUCUGAAGUUGAAGACGAUACAAGUGACAGAGUUUAUACGAUUGAUCCUGUCCAUAAUGGGGCCGUAUAUAAUGAAACUCUUGACUCUAAACCUGGUGUUGGAAUUACCGAUGAGUAUGCAUCCACUCCAAGGGAGCAAAUUAACCUGCCUGAUGCCUGUGAUCCUGAUAUCAAGAAGCUCUACACCAGGCUUCAGGCCCUUGAGGCUGACAGGGAAUCAAUGAGACAAGCAUUGUUAUCAAUGCGAACUGACAAAGCACAGUUAGUUUUAUUGAAAGAAAUAGCUCAACAUUUGUCCAAGGAAAUGCCAUCAAAUAGACAAGAUGUUGUGGCAAAGCCAUCUAUUCUUGGUAGCUUGCCAUUCAUGACAGUCUUCAAGUGGAUUUUAUCCUUGAUUGUCUGGAGGCGGAAAGGUCGCCGAAGCAAGUGCCUGUAUGGAUUAUCACCAAACAAUGUUGGCUUGCUAAUGCUAUUAGACAAGGGCCCUCGACUGAGGCAGUGGCGAUGCAUUUCAAGCACGCAGGUGUGAAAAGCGUCCAGAUGAAGACUAAAAUAGUAACUGUGAAUGCUCAAUGAGUUUUGAUCAAGCUAUCAUGUAUAGGCUUUGCAUCCAUUUUUUUGUAAUGGAUUCCUUUGUGCAGAAGUUGGUAUAUUGUGCAGUGUUAAUUUAAUUAUUUAUAUUCGUUUUUUUUUUCUUUCUUUUUGGGGUGGGAUACAUUUUGGUGGCGUAUCAGCAAAACAGGGAUGCUUGCGAGCAUACUCUCUCAUAAAUUUGUUGGAUUUCAGGUUGAGGUAUGCGUCUAUUGUGGAUAUCCUCGUGUAUAUUUCAGAUUCUUGUAUGCUUCUUAUUUAAGUAAUGAAGUGUUUAUAGUUUUCAAAAUCAA
Gossypium raimondii (Peruvian cotton) is the source of this 2393-nucleotide messenger RNA. Its product is annotated as myosin-binding protein 7. Lineage: Eukaryota; Viridiplantae; Streptophyta; Magnoliopsida; Malvales; Malvaceae. Bases 482 to 2038 code for a protein of 518 amino acids. The transcript has 4 exons. The record is from RefSeq and is a predicted model, not a curated record.